AUGAGUUAUGAUUUGGAGUUACAUCUAGUUCAUAAAACCGUCACUCAAAAUGGGCCUCAGCUCGCUGUUAUCGGCCUUCUGUACAAUGAAGGCCCUGAUGACUCGUCAACCGAUCAUUUUCUUCAACAGGUAUUUGAUGCUUUACCGUAUAUAAAGAAGGCAGAUUCUUCAGUACACACUUUUAAAUCAGUCGACUUCUCUUCACUACUACCUGUAUUGGAUGGCCCAUAUGCUCGAUAUACCGGAUCUUUGACGACGCCACCGUGCACUGAGAAUGUUACUUGGACAGUCAUGCUGAACCAGCUUAGGCAUGAAAGAUGCUUACUCCACCUAUCACAACGUUCUGCCACACUUGACUGGAAUCUGAUUAAAAUCUCGUUGCACGAUCGUCACUGUGAUGCUGAUUUGGCUCUCCAUUGUGAUGUCCAGAAUCUGAAGAUGUCACCGAGACAGUUUCAAGCCUACAAGGCCGUUCUGAAGAAACCAAACAACAGGCCGCUUCAAGAUCUGGCGGGCAGAACCGUGAUGUACUCCCAGUAG
Marchantia polymorpha subsp. ruderalis is the source of this 540-nucleotide messenger RNA. NCBI's taxonomy places the organism in Eukaryota, Viridiplantae, Streptophyta, Marchantiopsida, Marchantiales, Marchantiaceae. The record is from the annotation of a GenBank genome assembly.